Molecule: messenger RNA, 5221 nt
Organism: Choloepus didactylus (southern two-toed sloth)
Lineage: Eukaryota; Metazoa; Chordata; Mammalia; Pilosa; Megalonychidae
Product: natural cytotoxicity triggering receptor 1-like
Exons: 9
Coding region: 2034-2972 (312 amino acids)
Source: RefSeq, a predicted model, not a curated record
CUGGGAAAGAAAGUGGCUUAGAGGGGAAGAUGGGGAAUCCCAAACCAGUCAGGGUCUCUGUCACCUUGAGGACUCACUGGUUUCAGUGGCUGCCAAGGAAAUUCUGGUUUACUUUCCCAAGAUACCUGUAACUCUGCCUUUGCCCAAGUCCAGGCUAGCUUUGAGGGCUCCGUUCUUCUCAACAGAGACACGCAUGCUCCCUGGAAAUCCAUGAUGGAUCUAGCAGAGCCUUAGGAUCUGGCAUCUGACUUGAUGAUAAAGCCAAAGGCUGAUCUUCAAAGCUGUAUUGUCCGUGGAAGAAAACAAUUGUCUAACCCUGUACACCAUUACUGGGGGUAGUUUGUGAUAGAAAAUGGAAAGAGGAGGAUGGAUUCUCAUGAAUCUCUCUCUUCCAGUGCUCUGUCUGGGCCAGAGGAUAAAGGCACAGCAAGGGGACUUGCCCAAUCCUAACAUCUCGGCUGUGCCGGGUUCUGUGAUUCCCUGAAAUGAGACUGUGAAGAUUCUGUGCUGGGGAACUCCUGAAUCUUACCUCUACCAACUGGAGAUCUUCAGAAACUCCGAGCACCAGGUGGUAGAGAAAAAACUGGGGAUUCAGAAACAGGCUGAAUUCACCAUUGACCAUACAACCACAAACCCUACAGGACAUUAUUCCUGCCGAUAUACAGCUGGUCAGAGCACAGUGAAGGCCUAGAGCUGGUGGUGACAGGACUGAACAGUCAACCCACCUUUUUGCUCAGCCCAUGCCCUGAUUGGACCUGCGUGAGGACUCCCCAAGGAUGCUCAACGUCUUGAAUUAGCACACGCUUUUUCCAAAGCAGAUAGAACCAGCUUCUAUGCUGCCUUUGUGAGGAAAAGGUGAUGAAACAUGAAUGUCCAAGACUAAAACUUCUCUGUGGGUCACGAGACACUUAAAUAAGGAACAUGGAGACACUGUUUCCUCUCUUGUCUCCUCCCACAUGACGUCAGCACCAUAAAUCACCAGGACUCCCAGCUGUCACCCUGAUCUAGGGAUUCCAUGUUUGGUUCUAGAAUUGCAGAUUAUAGACCUGUCCUUAUAACAUCCCAGAGAUUAUGCUAUUUCUUAAGCCAAUACCAAUUCAUAAAAGUAAUACUAAAUGUAUUAAGUGAGCACCCAAUAUAUGCCUUUCAGUGAACCAAAAUCUCUACCCAAAUUUUACAUGUUUGGGAGGAUGGAACUGUUCUAUGUUUUGAUUGGAGUGGUGGUUCCACGACUAUAUGCAUUUGUCCAAAUGCAUAGAAAUGAACACCAAAGCGAAUGAAUUUUACUGCAUGUAAAUAAAACAGUGAAUGACACGUUCAACAACAAGAAAACAACAAUAGCAAAAACAACAAAAUGUAAUAGACUGGGAAAAGAUUUUCCUCAUAGAAUGUGGGGCAGAACGUAAGAUGGCACAGCAUUUUGUUUUCAAAAAUCGUUUAGACGUUUUGAAAAAAAGAUGGACACAUUUUGAGCUAAAAUAUUAAAAUAUUUAAGAUGAUUUUAUAUUUUUUACCUCAUAACAGAAUAGAUGACUGUUCUUGUGUAGCAAAUAGAGCAUAUUUUGCUUAAAAAUAGCAUUUUAUUGAAACAUAAAUCUCUGAAGAUACUGUUAUUCCAUUCCGAUGAAACUAACUUAUCCAAGGAUAUACCCGCCAUCCACUGGGAAGCCAAGUGAAAAACCCUGUCAUUUUUAUGACAGUCAGGUUUUUAUUCUGUGUGCUGCCCCAUGCCUUCCCUGGGCAGAAAUUUCACAUUUGAGAAUUUAGAGGUUGACUCCAAGUGGGUUGCAGGCUGGACUUUUCGGAGGACCUGGUCAGACCCCAGCUGUGGUCAGAUGCACGGACGCCGUGUCCUUCCCUUGGGCCCCUGCGGUCAGGGUGAGGGGACAGUUCUGAGCCUUCCCGUGAGAAAGUCAACGUGAAGGCCCCAUGGCAACUGGCUCUGGCCUCACCCACCACAUCCUGUGUGUCUCUCUGCCUGCUGGACUCGCUCUCCACCCGCUGCUUGGUGCUCACCCGGCAGAGUCUCCGCCAUGCUGUCUACACUCGCCGCCCUGCUGUCUACACUUGCCGCCCUGCUCUGCUUGGGGCUGUGUCUGGACCAGAGGAGCGGCACCCAGAGACAGACUCUCUUGAAACCCACCAUCUGGGCGAAGCCCAGUUCCGUAACUCCUAAGGGGACAUCGGUGACCAUCUGGUGCCAGGGAACCCACGAGGCUGAUGAGUUCUUUCUGUAUUUUGAGGGGGGCCUUUCUGCCUCAGAGAGAUGGAAACCACCUGGAUCGAUGAACAAAGUCAAGUUCCCCGUCCUGACCAUGACCUUGAGAUCUGCAGGACAGUACGUCUGCUUGUAUCAGAGCGGGGGGCUCUCGUCAGAGCCCAGUGAUCCCCUGGAUCUGAUCAUGACAGGAAUGUAUAACGACACGCCCAGGCUCUCAGUGCACCCCGGGCCUGAGGUGGUCUCAGGAGAGAACGUGACCUUCCGUUGUCAGAUCGAGACCGGAACGAACAUGUUCUUUCUGCUCAAGGAGGGACGGUCCAGCCACCCGCAGCAGAGAUACGGGGACAACCAGGCAGAGUUCCCCACGGGCCCUGUGACCCCAGCCCACAGAGGGACGUACAGGUGCUUCGGCUCCUACAACAACUACGCAUGGUCUUUCCCCAGCGAGCCCGUGAAACUGCUGGUCGUGGGAGGAACUGGGGACACUGCUGUGGAGCCCACCCCUUCCCCUGGAGAUACCUGGGACUUGGACCCUCCAACCACAGAGACAGGAUUCCCGAGAGACCUUGCCCUCUGGGACCACACGGCGCAGAACCUCGUGCGGAUCGGCCUGGCCGUCCUCGUCCUCGUGGCCGUCGGGUGGCUCCUGGCGGAAGCCUGGCUCAGCAGGAAGAGGUCCCAAGAGGGAACCUACAGGGCCGCAAGCUGGGAAUGGGGAAGGUUCAGAGCACGAAGGCCCUUCAACAAAUGACCAGGAGACCCGAUCCUUGACCCUGGGCUGCGAGAGCUGUGUGGACCCCCGGAGGAGGGGGGCAGUGCGGCCAACAAGGGGACGAACGCAGGCAGCUGGCAAAUCUUCCUGUGGGGAAUAAAGAUGCUAAAUUUCUUCUGUGGACAAAUCCCACUGUUUCUUUUAGGUUCUAAGUAUUUUCUAAUAGACUUUAUUUUUAGAGCAGCUUUAGGUUUGCAGAAAAAUUGUGCAGAAAGUAAAGAGAGUUCCCAUACACCCCCUUUAGCCAUACGCACAAUUUCCCUAUUAUUAAUAUUUGCAUUGGUGUGGUGCACUUGUGACAAUUGAUAAACCAGAAAUGAUACGUUGUUAUUAGCUGAAGUCCGUAGUCUACACCAGGGUCCACUACAGUUCUGUGGGUUUUCAUAAAUGUGUAAAGUUCUUUAUUCACCAGUACAGUAUCAAACAGAAUAGUUUACUGCCCUAAAAAUACCCUAUUCAUCCUUCCCCUACACCACUUAGAGCCGUAGCAACCACUGAUCUUUUUACUGUCUUUUUGCCUUUUCCAGAACAUCCUAGAGCUGGAAUCAUGCAGUAUGUAGCCUUUUCAGACUGGCUUCUUUGACUUAGCAAUGCGCAUUUAAGAGUUCCACCAUGUAUUUUCAUAAUUUGAUAGCGCAUCUUUUUUUAUUGCUGAAUAACUCUCCGUUGUAACUGAGGGACCACAGUUGGUCUCUCCAAUGUCCCAUUGGUCCCCGGUAUUCUUGUACCAGUUACUGCAACUCAAACUUAACCACCCCCGUCUUUCCUGAAAAUGUCUCCUUCUUCAACAGCACAGCUAUGGAAAUAUUUCCUUUUGCCUUUGGUCUUUAUCCUUCCUUCUUCCUUCCUUUCUCUGCAGAAAGUCUUUCAACAUAUUUAACACCCAGUCCAGAAUGGGGGUUUAUCAAAUGGAACAGGAGCCGGGGCAGCCACCACCAGCCAAUGGAGAUGCAGGCUGUAAAAAUGAAAAAUUGGUGUAGCUAUGUAAGUGUGUGCUGGCUGGAACUCAGCCCUGCUCUGAUUCUCUCUAUCCAGGAAGUUUCCUUCCACCAAAGGAUUCCAUACUCUUCUCUCCUUUAUCCAUACUCCUUGCCUUGUUCUUCAGGUCUCUGAAUAGAUAUCAUCUCCUCCAAGAAAGAUUCCAAAAUCCUCAUCGUGAUAUAGAUACCACCUUUAUACUCCCAAAGCACCUGCUCUUUCCCCAUAACAGCACAUGAGCCCUGACACUGCAUACACAUCCAUUCUCCCAUCUACACUGUGAACUCAUAAAUUAAACUUAUGUCAGAUUUAGCUGCUGCAUUCACAGUUUUCACUGCUUGGGUGUUUCUUGGGAAAUACAUGUUGAAUAAAUGGAUGGAUAAAUUGGUCUGGAGCACAGACUGGAACUUGGGACUCCUGAGUACAGGUCUUGAAAUGCUGUCUGGGUGCCCCCAGCCCUUCCUCCUUUGGAGCUGCUCCUCGGUCACCCCAUUAAUAUACUCAUUUUGUGGGACCCCACCCUCUCUGAGACAUUAGCAGGCCAAAUCCAUUCUCGAAAUCCGAGUUUCCUGUUAAAUAUCAGAGAAUAAUUCUUACCUCAAAGGGAUAACAUGAAGAUUUAACAAGAUAAAGAAUAUUGAGAUAUCAGCCUAGGCUCUGACAUAUAUGUUUCUCAAUGCAUGGCAACUACUAUUUUUCCUAGUAUUAUGGAGAAUUGAGAAAUUGGACCAAUUUCUCAUUACCAGGGACCUCAAUAUUAAAUUUUCCUCCUUCUAUUCCUCACCUAUCAGGUGUUCUAAGAUCCAAGCAUGUAUAAAUUAGUGUUGAAUUAUAAUUUUCCAGCCCCAUCUCCACUCAGCCUAGAUAUUUCAUAUGAGUAGAAUCAUGCAAUAUAUGUCCUUUUGCACCUGACUUGUUUCCACCUAAAAUGAUGUCUUCAAGGUUCAUCCAUGUUGUCGCAUGCAUCAAAACUUCAUUCCUUUUUACUACUGAAUAAUAUCCUACAUAUUAUGUAUGCUGCAAAUUACGUAUGCAUACAGACAUAUGCUACAAACGGUAUCAUGAUUGCAAAUGUAAUGAAUACUGCUGAAGUAUACACUUAAAAAUGGUUUAAGUGGGAAGUUCUGUGAUAUAUUUAUAUAUAUGCAUAUAUAAUGUUUUUUUAAAACUAAAAUCAAUAUUUUAAAAAAAGCAGCACAAUCACAGCCCCUUCCAAUGCAGCCCUGGUCGCCCCCUCCUCGCCUGGGAGU